Scleropages formosus (Asian bonytongue) is the source of this 3085-nucleotide messenger RNA. RefSeq names its product dihydropyrimidinase like 4 (gene dpysl4). Gene Ontology annotation, cellular component: cytoplasm; cytosol. Gene Ontology annotation, molecular function: hydrolase activity, acting on carbon-nitrogen (but not peptide) bonds, in cyclic amides. Bases 106 to 1830 code for a protein of 574 amino acids. The record is from RefSeq and is a predicted model, not a curated record. Lineage: Eukaryota; Metazoa; Chordata; Actinopteri; Osteoglossiformes; Osteoglossidae. The transcript is spliced from 14 exons.
GGGACCGCUGAACGAAAGCGUGCGCGAAGGCGCAGUGACCCCACAUCGCACCUGCGUCGGAGCUCCUGAAGGGGAGCCGCUUCUCACCGCGGAGACGAGGCAGACAUGUCGUACCAAGGCAAGAAGAGCAUCCCUCGGAUCACGAGUGACCAUCUCAUCAUCAAAGGGGGGAAAAUUGUCAACGAUGACCAGUCAUUCUACGCUGACAUUUACAUAGAGGAUGGAGUCAUCAAGCAGAUUGGGGAGAACCUGAUCGUCCCGGGCGGAGCGAAGAUCAUCGAUGCCUACGGGCACAUCGUCAUUCCGGGGGGGAUCGAUGUCAAUACCCGUCUACACGCGCCUUUCCUGGGCAUGAACCCGGCAGAUGACUUCUACCACGGAACCCAGGCCGCCCUGGCAGGGGGCACCACCAUGAUCAUCGACCAUGUUCUCCCUGAGCCGGGAACGAGCCUGCUGGCGGCGUUCGACCAAUGGCGCGACCUCGCUGACAAGAGCUCCUGCUGCGACUACUCGCUCCACGUGGACAUCACACGGUGGCACGAGGGCCUCGUCGAGGAGCUGGAGGCUCUGGUCAAGGAUAAGGGUGUGAAUUCCUUUUUGAUCUUCAUGGCCUACAAGGACAAAUUUCAAAGCACUGACACGCAGAUGUAUGAAGCUUUCGGGGUCCUCCGAGAUCUAGGAGCUAUUGCACAAGUGCACGCCGAAAAUGGCGACAUCAUCGAAGAGGAGCAGAAGAAGCUGCUGGAUCUUGGGAUCACAGGCCCCGAAGGUCAUGUCCUCAGUCACCCUGAAGAGGUGGAGACCGAAGCCGUGUUUCGCGCCAUAACCAUCGCAAAGCAGGCCAACUGUCCGCUAUAUAUUACCAAGGUUAUGAGCAAAUCGGCCGCCGACGUCAUCGCUCAGGCCAGGAAGAAGGGCAUGGUCGUGUACGGUGAGCCAAUCACAGCCAGCCUUGGCACCGACGGCUCCCACUACUGGAGCAAAAAUUGGGCCAAGGCCGCCGCCUACGUCAUGGCCCCGCCCCUCAACCCUGAGCCCGGCACAUCGGACUACCUCAACUCCCUACUCUCCUGCGGUGAUCUACAGGUGACCGGUAGCGCCCACAGCACUUUCACAACAGCACAGAAGGCAGUAGGAAAGGACAACUUCACCCUCAUCCCAGAGGGUACCAACGGGAUCGAGGAGAGGAUGUCAGUCAUCUGGGAAAAGGCGGUGGUAGCGGGCAAGAUGGACGAGAAUGAGUUUGUGGCAGUGACCAGUACCAACGCUGCAAAGAUCUUCAACCUGUACCCGCGCAAAGGGCGGAUUGCCGUGGGUGCUGACGCCGACAUCGUGAUCUGGAACCCCAAGGAGGCCCGGAUAUUUUCUGCCAAAUCACACAACUCGACUGUCGAGUGUAACAUCUUUGAGGGCAUGGAGUGCCGCGGGUCCCCUGCAGUGGUCAUCAGCCAGGGUAAGGUUGUGCUGGAGGCAGGGAAGCUGAACGUCACCGAGGGCUCUGGGCGAUUUGUGCCCAGGAAGUCCUUCCCGGAUUUUGUCUACAAGCGGAUCAAAGCUCGAACCCGGAUGGCCGACGCCCGCGGCGUUCCAAGAGGGCAGUACGACGGACCUGUCCACGAUGUCAUCAGCGCGACUAAAUCGGUGCCGCCCACCCCCACUGGCCGUGGGCCCACCUGUCCCGGGAAAGCUCAAAUCACUCCAGCCCGGAACCUGCACCAGUCCGGGUUCACGCUGUCGGGAACCCAGAUGGACGACCACAUUCCGAGACGUACCGCGCAAAGGAUUGUCGCGCCUCCCGGAGGCAGAUCGAAUAUCACAUCGCUCUCAUGAUCUCCGCCCUCCUCGAUUUCGGGAUUUGGGAUAAGGAAACCACCCAUGGGUUGAAAAGCAAACACCAGUAGUACUAUACUAUACUGAAGAUGUUAGAAAUAACCUGCUCAGUAUUAUUUUGUCUGAAACUUGCAAACUGCCAAAAACCAAUCGCGUAUGUAUUUUAUCUCAACAUACAGUAUAUAUAUUAUACCCAACUGUGUGUGAAUAACCUUCAACCCAGAGACACACAUCUAUCAUCAGAUAUACAAUGCAUGCGCCUCAGCUGGAUCCUCAUUAUUCAAAAAAUUUACGCAGCUUCAUUGUAGCAUUAAAAGAGUCAGUUCAGUACAGUUAAGCCGAAUUUAGAAUUAAUUUGCAUAAACCGCUGAUCAGUAACCAGGCCGUUUUGAUGCAGUGCUUGUUUGUCGUGUUUUUUUUUACAUUUCUGCCUGCAUUUCAUAUCAAACGGUUCACUUCUGACCUUUUAAGUCUCAUUCUGCAAGCUUCCAUCCUAUCAUGAGCUUCAUUCCAGAGGCUUCCAUCCUGACAUGUUCCAAGCUGUGGAGCCCAAUCAAUUUCGCUUCCAACAAAGUCGUUUCUAACAGUGUCAUUGUAAUAGUGGAACUGCUAUGAAAUUAAAAUAAAUGAUUUAGGGCACAAAGAUGGAGUCAUCAUUUUCUGCCGUAACUCAUCAUCAUCAUCAUCAUCAGUAUGUCCACUAUUCAUUUUUUGCAUCUGUGAAGCAUUGAUACGUCUUUGUGUUCAUUUUCAUAUCUCUGUUUGCAACCAUCCCCCCCCCGGCUUUAAUAAUAAAUCUGUGCAUUAUUCAAAAUAUAUAAAAUGUGGUGCUCUUAAACCAUAUACUGUUCGCGUGGCAAUAUGAGUCUGUCAUGGUUCAAAAGACAGUUUUAAAAGUCACUUUUUAAACCUGAUUUGCAUUUUUAAUGUCUAGUUGUUAUAUCAUUCUUCUGUCUUUGAAAACUUCCUCUUUGUACUUUUACAAGAUCCGACUAGAAAAGAACUUUUUAAAACCAAAAUACUUGAACAAUGAAUAUGUUGUGCUGUUCUCUUAUGAAGUGCAAAGUGUUUGAACGGUUGUCUGGUUCUGUUAGUGAAGGUGAUAGGAAGGAGGGAUGGCUCAGCUGCAGCCCGUCUCCCAACUUUUAGGCGUCCCGUCUGUCAGAAACGUGUCUGUCCUCAAAUAUGCAUGGUUACAAGUGCUGGCAUGUCACGAAUAAAGUUUGUGGGUUAAAAAAAAAAAGUACAAUAAACA